Messenger RNA from Hypomesus transpacificus, 1374 nucleotides. Its product is annotated as transient receptor potential cation channel subfamily M member 1-like. Bases 208 to 1209 code for a protein of 333 amino acids. The record is from RefSeq and is a predicted model, not a curated record. Lineage: Eukaryota; Metazoa; Chordata; Actinopteri; Osmeriformes; Osmeridae. Gene Ontology annotation, molecular function: calcium channel activity. Gene Ontology annotation, biological process: calcium ion transport into cytosol. The transcript has 8 exons.
GUAGACUUCAUUGGGCUUGGAGGUCUAGUGGGAACAGCUAACUAGUGCUGGGUUCUCACUAGCGUUGAGUUAGACUUGCUGAGUGACUCUUGGUGUGUUCCUGUUGGGUGAACGGCCCAAAAGGCUUGGAUUGAAAGGACCUUCCAAAAACGAGAAUGUAUUCAAAUCAUUCCCAGCAAAGAGCCGAACAGGUGCAGCUGUGGUCAGAUGGUGAACCAGCAUAUAGCCAUUCUACCUGGAGCCACCAACAAGGCCUCAGAAGAAGGCCACCAGCAGGUGGAGGUCCCUCAUGAGCGAUGGUCGGUCCUCAAACACUCACUGGCUACCCCAACAGAUGCCUAUGGCAUCAUUGAGUUUCAGGGGGGAGGCCACGCCAACAAGGCCAUGUACAUUCGUGUGGCCUAUGACUCCAAACCAGACAACUUGCUUCAUCUGAUGGUGAAAGACUGGCAAUUAGAGCUUCCCACGCUUCUCAUCUCUGUCCACGGGGGCCUCCAGAACUUUGACUUGCAGCCCAAACUGAAGCAAGUGUUUGGAAAAGGCUUGAUUAAGGCUGCAGUUACCACAGGAGCUUGGAUCUUUACUGGUGGAGUCAGCACCGGAGUGAUCCGCCAUGUUGGAGAUGCUUUGAAAGACCACUCUUCAAAGUCCAGAGGGAAGGUCUGUGCCAUUGGGAUCGCACCUUGGGGCAUUGUGGAGAACAAGGAGGAUCUCAUUGGCAGAGAUGUAACCAGGCCAUACCAAACCAUGUCCAACCCUCUCAGCAAGCUAUCAGUCCUGAACAGCAGUCAUUCACACUUCAUACUGGCAGACAACGGGACAUGUGGAAAGUAUGGAGCCGAGGUCAGGCUUCGUCGACAAUUGGAGAAACACAUAUCUCUGCAGAAGAUCAACACACGUCUGGGUCAAGGGGUCCCUUUGGUGUGUCUGAUUCUGGAAGGGGGACCCAAUGUGAUUGCAAUUGUGCUGGAGAGCUUGAGGGAGGACCCUCCGGUUCCAGUGGUUGUGUGUGACGGAAGUGGAAGGGCGUCUGACAUCAUUUCUUUUGCCCACAGAUACUCAGAGGAGGAUGGGUUGGUGAGUGAUAACGUGAAAGACCAGCUUCUGGUGACCAUCCAGAAGACCUUUAACUAUAACCGCAGCCAAGCCCAACAAAUCUUCCUCAUGGUCAUGGAGUGUAUGAAGAAAAGAGAACUGGUGAGUCUGUGACUGCAUUCAAAUGACUAGUGGUCAUUUUUGGAAAGUUGAACAGCACUUUUUAAGAAUGUAAUCUUACUAAUGAUUUCAACAAAUAUUUCAAUGGAAAUUGAUAGACUAUUUAAGGUCAAUAAAUGUUUUGUUUUAUGUGUCUACGGUCAAUAAAACAACCAUUCA